Aspergillus puulaauensis is the source of this 1815-nucleotide messenger RNA. RefSeq lists its product as uncharacterized. Bases 1 to 1815 code for a protein of 604 amino acids. Lineage: Eukaryota; Fungi; Ascomycota; Eurotiomycetes; Eurotiales; Aspergillaceae. The record is from RefSeq and is a predicted model, not a curated record. Gene Ontology annotation, molecular function: transmembrane transporter activity. The transcript is spliced from 6 exons. Gene Ontology annotation, biological process: transmembrane transport.
AUGCCGGAUGACGUAUGGUCUGGGAGCUCCACAUGCUCCCUGUCGAGCGACGGCAUGUCUGUCAGGAAAGACAUGACGACCGGGUUUCAUAGGGCCUGGCCGCACUGCGCUGCGAAGGAGAUGGAUCUCGAAAUCAACGAGAAAAUACCCCAGAAUGAUACUACGGAGGUUGCGGGUGUAACGAAGAUCAAAGCCGUGGAGGCUGUGGGGGGAAAGACGGGGAAAUACAUCAUGUAUGCUGGACUGGCGAUGGUCAUGGUCAUCUAUGAACUGGACAAUUCAACGGUUGGGACAUAUCGAAACUUUGCGACUUCCGAUUUCCAUCAACUUGGGAUGCUGGCCACCCUGAACACCGCGGCAAGCAUUAUCACGGCCAUCUUCAAGCCGCCUAUCGCUAAAUUGUCGGACGUGCUCGGGCGAGGCGAGGCAUACAUCAUCGCCCUGACGUUCUACAUACUCUCGUACAUUCUCUGCGCCUCGUCAAAGUCAUUCAAUACUUAUGCCGGUGGCUAUGUCUUAUACUCCAUUGGCCAGGCUGGGAUGGCUAUUCUCAACUCGAUAAUCGUGUCAGAUCUGUCUUCGAUGCGCUGGAGAGGCUUUGCUUACAACAUUCUGUAUAUACCAUUUCUGGUCACGCCGUGGGUAUCUGCUUUCAUCGUUGACAGCGUAGUCGGCGGAAUUGGAUGGCGCUGGGGAGUUGGCAUGUUCGGCAUUUUAAUGCCGUUUUGCGCGAGCUUCAUCAUCAUCACGCUGCUUAUCUUCCAGCGGCGAGCCAGACGCCAAGGCCUCAUUCUUAAUGAGCAGCUCACCAUGUAUAGCUUUUGCUCGCGGAUUGACCUUGGAGGCAUUCUUCUUCUCAGCGGUGGCUUUGCGCUGGUCUUGAUUCCAAUUACUCUCGCAGCUACCGCGUCCGACCGAUGGUCAACACCCUGGGUGGACGCUCUGAUCGUGCUAGGCGCACUGGUUCUGGUGUCCCUUGUCCCAUAUGAGAAGUACGUUUCGCGCCAUCCAGUUGUCCCCGUGCGGUAUCUGCGGACACUCUCUGUUGUCAUCUCUUUUCUGCUCGGCUGCAUUGACAAUAUCGGAUAUGGCGCUACGCACACUUACCUUUUUGUCUGGUCUAUGGUUGCGCGCAACUUUUCUCCCCGAGAUGCUCAAUUCCUCACCUACACCAAUGGAGUUUCCCAGGCGCUGAUGGGAAUGGGGACUGGUCUUCUCAUGUAUCGGUAUCGUACCUACAAGUGGAUUGGCGUUGCAGGUGCAGUUAUCCGGUUGGUCGGAUACGGAGUGAUGGUUCGCCUGCGCACAAAUGAAAGCUCCAUUGCGGAACUCUUCAUUGUGCAGCUCGUUCAGGGAAUUGGUAGCGGCAUCAUCGAAACUAUAAUUAUUGUCGCGGCGCAGAUAUCAGUUCCUCACGCAGAAUUAGCCCAAGUCACGUCCCUCGUAAUGCUUGGUACGUUCUUAGGAAAUGGAAUCGGGUCUGCUGUAGCCGGGGCAAUUUAUACAAAUCAGCUCCGCGAUCGCCUGGAGAUACACCUUGGGCCAGGUGCCGCCGAGGGCCAGCUCGCUACGCUGUAUAACUCGAUUACUGAUCGUCUGCCGGACUGGGGAACUGAUGAGCGCACCGCGGUUAAUCAAGCAUAUUCCGACGUCAUGGGAUAUAUCACAAUUGCGGCCCUGGCAUUUGCCGUCCCAAUCGUUAUCCUAUCUAUUUUCCUUCCUAACAAGAAGCUUGGCGACGGGCAUAAUCUCGUGCAGGGCCCCUCAGAUAGUUCUCGAUCGGACUCGCUUGAUACCGAAAAAUCGGAAGCCUGA